This is a messenger RNA of Mastomys coucha (southern multimammate mouse), 5503 nucleotides long. RefSeq names its product protein phosphatase, Mg2+/Mn2+ dependent 1H (gene Ppm1h). The record is from RefSeq and is a predicted model, not a curated record. Lineage: Eukaryota; Metazoa; Chordata; Mammalia; Rodentia; Muridae. The transcript has 10 exons. Gene Ontology annotation, biological process: protein dephosphorylation. The coding region runs from base 421 to 1962 and encodes 513 amino acids. Gene Ontology annotation, molecular function: protein serine/threonine phosphatase activity.
GUGCAGCCUGAUCAUCACAUGACUCGACGGCGGUAGCCGUGGCAGCAGGAGCGGCGGGUCCGCGGGCUCGCCGGGUGGGCUCAGCUCGGCGCACGCAGGAGCCGGGCGCAGGGGGGGCGGGGAAGGGACCAGCCGCCGCCCGCCAGCCGCUCCCGGGGCUCUCGCUGUCCCUUCUCAGCCGCCCGCCCGCUCCAUGUCGCCCGGUUGCGGAAGUGUCGCCGGGAGAGGUGGCGGCGUCGUCGUCAGGGAGCAGGGGAAGCCGGGGCUCGGCCCCCUGCAGCACUGAGCUCCCGGAGCCGCGCGUCCCAGCGUCCCCACCGCCCGUGCGCCCCGCGCCCGCCGCAGCCUGCAUGCCCCGCGCUGCGCCUCGGCCGGCCGCCGCCUCCUGCUCGCUCAGCGGCUGCCGGGCGCCGGAGUAAUAUGCUCACUCGGGUGAAAUCUGCCGUGGCCAAUUUCAUGGGCGGCAUCAUGGCUGGCAGCUCCGGCUCCGAGCACGGCGGCAGCGGCUGCGGAGGCUCGGACCUGCCCCUGCGCUUCCCGUACGGGCGGCCGGAGUUCCUCGGGCUGUCUCAGGAUGAAGUGGAAUGCAGCGCAGACCACAUCGCCCGUCCCAUCCUCAUCCUCAAGGAGACCCGGCGGCUGCCCUGGGCCACCGGCUACGCAGAGGUUAUCAAUGCUGGGAAGAGCACACACAAUGAGGACCAAGCCAGCUGUGAGGUGCUCACAGUGAAGAAGAAAGCCGGGACCAUUACUUCCACCCCGAACAGAAACUCCAAGCGAAGGUCAUCCCUUCCCAACGGGGAAGGGCUGCAGUUAAAAGAGAACGCUGAGUCCGAGGGCAUCUCCUGCCACUACUGGUCCCUGUUUGAUGGCCACGCAGGCUCGGGGGCUGCCGUGGUGGCAUCGCGCCUGCUGCAGCACCACAUCACACAGCAGCUGCAGGAAAUCGUGGAAAUCCUGAAGAACUCCGCCAUCCUUCCCCCGACCUGCCUCGGGGAGGAGCCAGAGAGCACGCCGGCCCACGGCAGGACCCUAACCCGCGCAGCCUCACUGCGUGGAGGUGUGGGUGCCCCCGGCUCCCCUAGCACACCACCUACGCGCUUCUUCACAGAGAAGAAGAUCCCGCAUGAGUGCUUGGUCAUCGGGGCCCUGGAGAGCGCCUUCAAGGAAAUGGACCUUCAAAUCGAGCGAGAGAGGAGCGCAUAUAACAUAUCUGGCGGCUGCACGGCUCUCAUUGUGGUCUGCCUUCUGGGGAAGCUCUACGUGGCAAAUGCUGGUGACAGCAGGGCCAUAAUCAUCAGAAAUGGAGAAAUUAUCCCCAUGUCUUCCGAAUUCACCCCUGAGACUGAGCGCCAGAGACUUCAGUACCUGGCAUUCAUGCAGCCCCACUUGCUGGGAAAUGAGUUCACACAUUUGGAGUUUCCAAGGAGAGUGCAGAGGAAAGAACUCGGGAAGAAGAUGCUGUACCGGGACUUUAAUAUGACAGGCUGGGCAUACAAAACCAUUGAGGAUGACGACUUGAAGUUUCCCCUUAUAUAUGGAGAAGGCAAGAAGGCUCGGGUAAUGGCAACUAUUGGAGUGACGAGGGGACUUGGGGACCAUGACUUGAAAGUUCAUGACUCCAACAUCUACAUAAAACCAUUCCUGUCUUCAGCUCCAGAGGUCAGAGUCUACGAUCUCUCCAGAUACGAACACGGAGCAGAUGACGUGCUGAUCCUGGCUACUGAUGGACUUUGGGAUGUCUUAUCAAAUGAAGAAGUAGCUGAAGCAAUCACUCAAUUUCUCCCUAACUGUGAUCCAGACGACCCUCACAGGUACACACUGGCAGCUCAGGACCUGGUGAUGCGUGCACGAGGCGUCCUGAAGGACCGAGGGUGGCGGAUAUCGAAUGACCGACUGGGCUCAGGAGAUGACAUUUCUGUCUACGUCAUUCCUUUAAUACAUGGAAACAAACUGUCCUGAAAGUGACCCAGGGGACUAGGAGGACAGAAGGGAAGAAAACUGGGGUGCCUCCGAGCAGGGCGGGACGACCGGAGAGUGCCUGGCCUAGACUCCAGGUGAUGCAGAUUCUUCCCAGCCCAGAUGGCAAGCUUGCUACCAAGAGGCUUUGCUGCAAGGCGACCCUUAGGUUUCUGUUUCUUCUCUGGUAACAGGUCUGGACACUGAGUAAGAACCAAACACAACGCCUGCUGCUAGGUGUUCCAUUUCUCUUGGUUUCUAUGGUAGGGCUCCUAGGCAGUGAGCGCCUACUUGGGACACAAGCAUACAUUUAUUUAUUUUAUCUAGACUAGCAGGGACAGCCAUUUCAGGUGUUAUUGGGGAGAGCCUCCUCAGCCUGUCAGGCUGCCAGCAUCUCUCCAGGAGAAGAGCCACGUGGAAGAGCUGAGCACCACAGCUCAGGAUGUCUGAGCAGUCCUCUUAUUGUGCGUUCAGUUAUUCAUUCAGGGAUCUUGCCUGGCCUGUCUCAUUCCUUCCUCCUCUCCUCCCCCUCCCCCUUGGUUUCUCUGUGUUCUUUUGUGGUAAUAGCGGUGUGAGGCAGAGACUUUUUUUACACUCCUCCUAUCUUUCCCAUUUCCCUUCCCCGGGACUUUCCAAAUUGUUACUGAACAGUUUCCAGAUCAGAGACUAGCCCAGUCUGGCUAGUCUCAUGUCCUGUGCUCCGUACACGCAUAUAGUUUUGUCCAGAGCAAUGUCCCAGGUGACAGUUUGUCUUUGUUGUAUAACAUUUACUCCCGAGUUGUGUUCUUUCCCCAAAUGGAUAUGUUUACUACAAAAUGUGGGUGUUUCGUCGGACCAACGGUUCCUGUGCUAUCUCUAAGGUCCCUCUGUGCAUCUGGAGGUUUUGCAGUGAGAGGCUGGGUUUUCGUUUCUGGAAUGGGGGAUGCUCCCCCCACCUUCUGUGUCCUGGAGACACAUAGGAAGCAGUGUCCAGUGCCGCAGCUUAGCCAGCUCUUGUAUCCAUCAGCUAAGCGUGCUUCAUUAGGGAAGAGUGUGGGACUCAGGCUCCUUGGUUGCUGACUGUUCUCCAGGCCACACCACAGGAGGUUUGAAUGUCACAGCUUGGCUAAGCAGUGGCUACUUUCUUUCUGUCACCUUUGUGCAAGGGUAGCUGGGAUGACACUUGAAUUAAAGUGAAUUCGAAUCGCAGUUGGUCAUUGUGAUACCCUCCCCAUCCCCACCCCCCACCCCCAGGUCAAAGGAAUCACAUUGUAGAAACCUAAGAGCUGAGACCCCCUUCCUACUAUGCAUCCACUGGUGUGCAUGCCUCACUGGCAUCUUUCUCUUGGGCAGAUGGCGCUCUGCCCAGGGGCCUUCAGAGCAACAUCCAGUUGCUUAGUCCUGUUCCUGUCAUCUUCCAGGAUAUCAGCUUUCUGACAGCCCAGUAUAAUUCAGACAUUUCCAACCCAAGAAAGGAACCAAUGGUGUCAUUUUCCCUAAAAAGGUAACUCCAGCUCUGUGUUUAUGAGAAUCCCUUCCUGGGGAGAAGGGAGGGGCAUUUCCUCCAGGCUGGUUAGCCAUCCACACUCCUAGAAUUGUAGAUAUUUUCUUAGGAAUGGCCUGGUGCCUUCCUACUCAGGAACAAAAAGUCAUCCCACUGUGUAGAGCCAGGGCCCAGCCCGGCAGGUGACAUACUAUGAGCGUGUGCCAACUCAUUGCCUGAGGUCAGGACAUCUGACCACGUAUGCCUCUCCUUCAGGAAGUCUUCAUUGCUCCAGACACCUCGGCGGGGAGUGCUCUGUGGCAACCAUUUGCUUCCCUGGCAGAAUAUGAUGCUGUAGAAAACUGGUCAGGUGUGCUACAGUGGCAUGGUCCUCUUCCCACCAGUGCCCAGUUCUCAAAGUUAUGCACAAACGGGAAACUUGACCUGAGCCACCUUCCUGGGGGUUAGGGGGAGGCAUUUCCGGGUUCCCAAUGCCUUUCAUAUUUUUGCUUUUGUGAUCUCCCUGAGUCUCAUCUUGACCUUCUUCAAUCAUAUUUAAGUCACCAGAGUCAGAAUUGGAGUGUAAAUAUCCUAUAGGUGCCGUGACAACAUUCUCCCAAUUCUUCUACUGUCAAGCCACAUAUCAGCAAAACCAAACCAAACCUGAAAAACCUAAAUGACCCUAAAGCCUGGAGUUCUGCUGGUUUUAGCCAGAAAGGUAUCCAAGACUUCUCUUCAUGAGGCUGCUGGGUGGAAAGAUAUUAGUCCCAGGCUAAAGCCCUAUUUGUGUUGGGGGGUUGGGGGUGAGGGGGAAGACUACAAAUGAAUGGAAUAAAUCAAAAGGUGGAAAAGUGAUUCGUUAAUGCCUAUGGCAGAUCCGCCCAUGGCUGAUAUUGCUCUGUGCUUUGGGAUUAACUCUGUGUGGGCCUUAUUGUUCCCCUAGACUCCAAAUCACCCCACCCCAGAACAGGAUGGGUCUGUGUAGCAAGCUGGCCCUUAGAGAAUCCCUGGGAAGGCCGAAGGACAACACACUCAGAAUUCUGCAAAACAUAUUUCAGUGUGUGUAUAGAAAUCAUGUGUGUCUGACUUCCGGCUGGACCCACUUGCCCUAAUAGCCUCAGAGGAAGCCCUGAGUAAUGAAGAGCAUUUGAUUUCCUAGUCGAGUCUUUAUGGGCAUCUUGGGGUUUGUCUGGCUACUUCCUUUAAUGAAAGUCUCCCUCAACCCUAAAUCUCUCUGCUCAGCCAGCAUCUGCUCUUCUGACUCCUGGCACUUUCCUGAAGAGUGUAGACCCUGAAGCAUCUUCCUAAGUGACAACUAAAGCUUUGUCCCCCUAACACCAACAGUCAGCAGAAAGGUGCAGGAGGGGCCUGCUGCGGUGGUGUAUGCCCAGUGACUGUCCUUUGUGGCUGGGAAGGAGGGCGAUAGUUAGGCUGGACCAACAGGCAUCUGUCUGACUGGGACACGCCGGAGAAGUCCGUCUUUCAGCUAUUCACAGUAUUCGAUUUUGGAGGACUUGAGAUGUCGAGUUUUUAAAUUCUUAGCAUCUUACCUCCAUGGGGCUACAUGAAGCCAGCCAUAUCUUCCCACCACUCUCCCCUGAGAGUCCCUUUCUUGAGGGAAAUCAUGACCCUAGAUGGAUAUUGAUGAGCAAGACUUAGAAGCCAGGCAGUGGUGGUGCAAGCCUUUAAUCCCAGUACUUGGAAGGCAGAGGCAGGAGGAUUUCUGAGUUCAAGGUCAGCCUGGUCUACAGAGUGAGUUCCAGGAUAGCACAGAGAAACCCUGUCUCGGGAAGAAAAAAAAAAAAAAAGACUUAGAACCUCAGAAGCCAAAUUUCAUUCCAGACUUUGGCCAUUUGGGCAGGGUCUCCCAGGACACUAGUUUGGAAUCCCUUUUGGAAAGUAUCUGUUUCAUUCUCAGCUCUCCAUCCCCUUCCCCCACCACCUCCUUCCUCAUCUGCCCAGCUGCUGUACUUCGGGAGCAAAUGGCAAUGCUGUUGUGUAUGCUCCUUUGAAGGUGUCACUUGUUCCUAAGUGAUCUCUGAUGUUUUCAGAGCACGUUAUGCUGUGAUGAGAUUCUAAUGU